Sebastes umbrosus (honeycomb rockfish) is the source of this 2227-nucleotide messenger RNA. RefSeq names its product cytosolic arginine sensor for mTORC1 subunit 1 (gene castor1). The transcript has 9 exons. Gene Ontology annotation, molecular function: arginine binding. The coding region runs from base 240 to 1229 and encodes 329 amino acids. Gene Ontology annotation, biological process: negative regulation of TORC1 signaling; cellular response to L-arginine. Gene Ontology annotation, cellular component: cytosol. NCBI's taxonomy places the organism in Eukaryota, Metazoa, Chordata, Actinopteri, Perciformes, Sebastidae. The record is from RefSeq and is a predicted model, not a curated record.
UUAUUUGAAUAUACAGUAGUUCAGCCUCAGCCAGGCUGGAGGAGUCGGAUUGCGUCGGAUGUUUUUGUCGCUCUUGUGAGAGACACGAGCACAGCGGGGACGUGGUGCUGGCUUGUUAUUCGUCGGUAAUGCUCACCAACCAUCCAGGCCUCUGUAUUUAAACACCUUGCUUUGAUACCACUCACUCAGCUAGGAAGGCGUCUUUUCUCAGCUGCAUGCACACUUAGAGGUUGAUCAACAUGGACUUGCACAUACUGGACCACAGGCUCCGGGUCAUCAGCAUAUCCAAGAACGGGCUGGUGCAUUUCACACACCCCCUGAUUAAGCUCAUAUUCCUCCGGAACAGGACACGAUGCAAGUUUCUCAGUCUGACGGAGACACCAGAGAACUACACCGUCGUCCUUGACGAGGAAGGAUUCAAAGAGCUCCAGCCCUCCGAGCACCUCAAGGUAGAAAGCUCCAUCUGGCUGCCGCUCAACGUGGUCUCCAAUGGCAACGCCUCCAGCAGCUCGCAGGCUGUUGGCGUGACCAAGAUCGCCAAGUCGGUCAUCGCCCCUCUGGCCCAGCAGCACGUCUCUGUCUUCAUGCUCUCCACUUAUCAGACCGACUUUAUCCUGGUGAGAGAGAAAGACCUGGCUGUAGUCAUCAGCACUCUGGAGGAGGAGUUCAAUAUCUACAAGGAGGUGGGAGGAGAGUCUGUGCCUAUGCACUGUCUGGAUGUUUCCAACGGCCUCCAGAAGAACGGCAAAGAAGCCAUAAAACCUACAGUUCACCCAGUGCUGAUCCCCCAGAACCAGUUCUGUGUCAUGUCUCUGGACCCGGAUACGCUGCCGUCCAUCGCCACCACGCUCAUCGAUGUCCUCUUUUAUUCCAACAGUCCUAAAGAGGACGCACAGGACUUGGACUGUAUCAAGUUCUUCUCCUUCUCCCUCAUUGAUGGCUACAUCUCACUGGUGAUGGACACGGAGGCUCAGAGACAGUUUCCUGCAGAUCUUCUCUUCACCAGCUCCUCCGGAGAGCUGUGGAGAAUGGUUCGUAUAGGGGGACAACCGCUGGGCUUUGAUGAAUGUGGUAUAGUUGCCCAGAUAUCUCAGCCUCUGGCUGACAGCGACAUCUCUGCCUAUUACAUAAGCACCUUCAGCUUCGACCAUGCUCUGGUCCCCGAGGAGGACAUAGUGAGCGUGACAGACAUGCUCCAGCAUCAGAGGAAAGAACCAGCCGCUAGUUGAUUUCUGAAGUCCCGUCUGAGCUGGAUGAUCCUGGCUCAAUGUGCCGCCCCUCACUCCAGCUCCAGUGGCCAAGGGUGGCAGGCGAGCAGGAAAAGAGGCUAACCCUGUGCCUAGACUAGCACUGCAUCGCCAGCAGUAUUAACUACUACGAACUUGCCAUGAACACCAGAAGCGCUUCUCUACGGUGUGCAUACACAGUUUGUCUGUGAGGCCUCCUGUCUUACCUAUCCAAGGCAGGAUGCACUGAGUCCCAGGGGGCCCACAAGCUCACACAUGCACAUCAAAAAUGCACAAACACUCCUACACACAUACACUUCCAGACACACGCACAUUCAAAUUCAUAAGCACAAAGUCAGAUAUAUGAUAGACUCUUUCUCUCUAAUGCAGGACUUGUGGUCUGAAGUUGAAUUGUUCCUAUUUUGAUGCAAACAGCAGAACACACUCACAUACAUUUCACCUAAACACACAACUUAGUCUUCCAGUAAUGUUUAUUAUCAUAAUGCCAUGUGUCUAAACAACCUUUUUUAGUUUAAAUCAAAGGCCAUUCGCAAGAAUUGCAAUUUUCCUUUUUGUUAAACUGAAAGUGUGAAGCUUGAAAUGCAAGGCAGUUGUGAGAAUGUUGAUCUUACAAUAAUUUUCAUGCAAAAGAAAACUGAGAAUUUCUAUUUUUUUGACAACAGGGCUCACUCGUUUUGGCUUGAGAAGAAUGUGUAGGUAGUUGUUAUAUAUUAAAACUACUACAAAUGCUGUCAAGCAGGGCAGUAAUCUUGGUCAGUGUUUUUUUUUUUUUUUUUAAGGUCAGCAUUUCUUAACCAUAGUAUUACCUAAGGUCAAUAACACUAUGUCUUAUUUUUUUAUUUGCACAAUACACUUUUGAUUUAGCUAAUAUCACUUAGAUUUUUCUUUUGGUACAUUUUUUGUACAAUUUGAAGUAAAAGUAUUCUGUAAACAUUUGUAUUUUUUGUGUUGCUUCAUUCAAUAAAGAGUAUUGAAAAUAG